AGAACUUGACCUUCAAAAUAAGAUAGAGAAUCACAUUCCCACUACGAAGAAGUAAUAACAACAAUAACAAACAAACAAAACAAUGCUUAAUAAUAGUGUUACUUAGUUAUCGUUCUGGAACUUUCGAUUCUCUACAGGCAGGACCUCCAUCACGACCAUGGGUCGUCACUCAUCCACCAAUCAUUCUCCCUCCUCUCGCCGUCACCGUAGCCACCGCAGCAUCUCUCCGCCGCUGCCAAGAGAAAAGCAUCAUCAUUCGGGUCGCGGCUCGGCCAAACCAGCUCGGGCGGGUUCGAGUUCGCCGGAUCCUCUUCCUCGCUCUCCCUCUCCGCGAACGAAGAGGUUGAAGAAAGUUCAAUCCGAACGAGAGGGUGAGCGCGAACCUGAGCCUCGCGAGAGUGAGAGGAACCAUGGUGGUGGCAGAGGAAGGGGUUCGGAGAGGGAUGCGGUUGAGCGGAAGGAGAAGAAGAGAGCGGAGAACGACGACGAUGGCGGUAGGAACAACAGGUCGUCGAAGUCGAGGCACGACAGGUCGCCGGAGCGCGACCGUAAUGGGAGGACCCGGCACAGGUCUCAGUCACCGCAGCAUCACGCAUCCGCCGCAAAUGCAAAACCUCGUGAUGAGGUGACAAACUCAGGAGGAGCUGAAGAGAUGAAUGAUGAGAAUGAUUCUAUUGUGAAGAUGAAGGCUGCUGCGGAGGCUCUGGAAGAAAAACAGAAGCAAAAACCUUCAUUUGAGCUGUCUGGAAAGCUAGCAGCUGAAACAAAUCGAGUCAGAGGUGUUACUUUGUUGUUCAAUGAACCUCCUGAGGCUCGAAAACCUGAUGUUAAAUGGAGGCUUUAUGUUUUCAAGGCUGGUGAAGUGCUAAAUGAGCCCCUUUAUAUACAUCGCCAAAGUUGCUAUCUUUUUGGAAGGGAAAGAAGGGUUGCUGAUAUCCCAACAGAUCAUCCAUCUUGUAGCAAGCAACAUGCUGUUAUUCAAUUCCGGCAAGUUGAAAAGGAGCAACCUGAUGGUACAUUAUUAAAGCAAAUAAGGCCUUACAUAAUGGAUCUUGGAAGCACGAACAAAACUUUCAUUAAUGAUAGUCCCAUUGAACCUCAACGUUAUUACGAACUUAGGGAAAAGGAUACCAUUAAAUUUGGUAAUAGUAGCCGAGAAUAUGUAUUACUACAUGAGAACUCAAAUGGGUAAUAUGGGCAUUGAACCCUCCAAACUCACUCCAUCCUGCUCAUCAGAAGUGAUUAAAGCAACAUUCGAGUAUCAGUUUUUCUAAUCAUGUAAUUUUUGUGUAUUCUCUCUUUUCAUAAGUUUCUAGGUUAGUUUGUGUAUGAGUUGCUUGAUUUUUAUACAAGACUCGGAUUGGAUAUUUUAUUUAUAAUUAUACCAUGCAAUCUUGGGGCCCUGUCAAAUGACAAUUUCCGAGCCAUGCUUAAGCAAAAUGCACCCUUGGUGAUAUUU
Gastrolobium bilobum is the source of this 1459-nucleotide messenger RNA. RefSeq names its product FHA domain-containing protein DDL. Gene Ontology annotation, cellular component: nucleus. The record is from RefSeq and is a predicted model, not a curated record. Lineage: Eukaryota; Viridiplantae; Streptophyta; Magnoliopsida; Fabales; Fabaceae. Gene Ontology annotation, molecular function: protein binding; mRNA binding. The transcript is spliced from 10 exons. Bases 158 to 1192 code for a protein of 344 amino acids.